Messenger RNA from Balaenoptera ricei (Rice's whale), 3257 nucleotides. It is a transcript of the gene REPS2, whose product is annotated as RALBP1 associated Eps domain containing 2. Gene Ontology annotation, cellular component: cytoplasm; plasma membrane. Gene Ontology annotation, molecular function: calcium ion binding; protein binding. Bases 132 to 2204 code for a protein of 690 amino acids. The record is from RefSeq and is a predicted model, not a curated record. Lineage: Eukaryota; Metazoa; Chordata; Mammalia; Artiodactyla; Balaenopteridae. The transcript is spliced from 19 exons. Gene Ontology annotation, biological process: endosomal transport; endocytosis.
GCGGCCGCGCGGCAGCUGCGGGGCGUGGGGGCGGCGGCGGCCAAGGCCGAGGCUGAAGCGGGGGAGGCUGUGGUGAAGGCGGCGGCGCCUCAACCGGGGACGGUGCUCCGCUGGGCCCCCUUUCAGGCUCCAUGGAGGCGGCAGCAGGCGGGGGCUGCGGCUCUGGACCGCCGCUGCUGCUGAGUGAGGGCGAGCAGCAGUGCUACUCUGAGCUCUUCGCGCGCUGCGCCGGCGCCGCAGGCGGGGGCCCCGGGUCCGGGCCCCCUGAGGCCGCCAGGGCCGCCCCCGGCGCGGCCACCGCAGCCUCGGGCCCCGUGGCCGACCUGUUCCGGGCGUCGCAGCUGCCCGCCGAGACGCUGCACCAGAUCACAGAACUCUGUGGUGCAAAGCGGGUUGGUUAUUUUGGUCCAACACAGUUUUACGUUGCCCUGAAAUUAAUUGCUGCAGCACAGUCUGGCCUCCCUGUGCGGAUAGAGAGUAUUAAAUGUGAACUGCCGCUGCCUCGCUUUAUGAUGUCAAAAACUGAUGCUGAGAUCCGGUUUGGGAACAUGGCUGAGCUGCAUGGAACUAAAGUUCAGAUUCCAUAUUUAAUCACAGAAAAAAAUACCUUCAAAAGAAUGGAUGAUGAGGAUAAACAGCAGGAAACGCAGUCUCCCACGAUGUCACCCCUCGCCUCCCCUCCUUCUUCCCCGCCUCAUUACCAGAGGGUGCCCUUGAGCCAUGGCUACAGCAAACUGCGGAGCAGCACGGAGCAGAUGCAUCCAGCUCCUUAUGAAGCUAGACAGCCCCUUGUCCAGCCUGAGGGACCCUCGUUGGGGGGCCCAGGAGCCAAACCCCUUCGGCAUCAGGCUUCCCUUAUCCGGAUACAGUUUAAAGCCCUUAACCUGGUGCACCUGAACCUUCAUGAUCUGGACCAGGGGUCCCCAACCCUUGAGCUGUGGACCGGUACUGGUCCGAGUCCUGUUAGGAACCGGGCCGCACAGCAGGAGUCCUUUUCAGUGGAGAGAGAACUGCAGGAUAACAACAGUAGUUACCCAGACGAACCCUGGAGGAUAACGGAAGAGCAGCGAGAGUAUUAUGUCAACCAGUUCCGGUCCCUUCAGCCUGAUCCGAGUUCCUUCAUUUCAGGUUCUGUGGCCAAGAACUUCUUCACCAAAUCAAAGCUUUCCAUUCCAGAACUCUCCUAUAUAUGGGAACUGAGCGAUGCUGACUGCGAUGGAGCCCUGAGCCUGCCAGAGUUCUGUGCUGCGUUUCAUCUCAUUGUGGCUCGGAAGAACGGCUACCCACUGCCUGAGGGCCUGCCUCCAACUCUGCAGCCGGAGUACCUGCAAGCAGCCUUUCCUAAGCCCAAGUGGGAGUGUGCGUUAUUUGAUUCUUAUUCUGAGCCAGUGCCAGCAAACCAACAACCCCGUGACUUGAAUCGGAUGGAGAAGCUAUCUAUUAAAGACGUGGCUGACUUUCCUGUCCCUACCCAAGAUGUGACUGGUGAUGACAAACAAGCUUUGAAGAGUGCUACGGAUGAAGCCUUACCAAAAGAUAUGUCCGAGGAUUCAGCCACUCCUAAGGAUUCCAACAGUCUCAAAGCAAGACCGAGAUCCAGAUCCUACUCUAGCACCUCCAUAGAAGAGGCCAUGAAGAGGGGCGAGGACCCUCCCACCCCGCCACCGCGGCCACAGAAAACCCAUUCCAGAGCCUCCUCCUUGGAUCUGAAUAAAGUCUUCCAGCCCAGUGUGCCAGCUUCUAAGUCAGGAUUGUUACCUCCACCACCUGCGCUUCCUCCGAGACCUUGUCCAUCGCAGUCUGAACAAGGAUCUGAGGCCGAGUUACACCCUCAGCUGAACAGAGCCCCCUCCCAAGCUGCGGAAAGUAGUCCAACAAAGAAGGACAUACCGUAUUCUCAGCCCCCAUCAAAGCCCAUCCGUAGAAAAUUCCGACCUGAAAAUCAAGCUACAGAAAAUCAAGAGCCUACUACUGCUGUAGGCGGGCCAGCUUCUGUAGCAACCGUGAAACCCCAUCCAACAGUCCAAAAACAGUCUUCCAAACAGAAGAAGGCUAUUCAAACUGCUAUCCGCAAAAAUAAAGAGGCCAAUGCAGUGCUGGCCCGGCUGAACAGUGAACUCCAGCAGCAGCUCAAGGAGGUUCAUCAAGAACGGAUUGCAUUGGAAAACCAACUGGAACAACUUCGUCCAGUCACUGUGUUGUGACCCCCAAGAUUCAAGUAACAGUGGGUGACCUUUCCUGCCAAGAUCUUUCCUUUGAAUGUUUCAACACAACUACUUGUCAUAGAUGUCUGAGACUGUGUCAAAAGCUCUUAGCGGCGGAAUAUAAUCCAUAUCACCUUUUCUCUUGUGCUUCACGUGUACGUUUUACUGUGGUGGAAAAAAUACAACUGAUUAUCACACUUGAAAUUGUAACUAUCAGUGGAAUUUACCUCCCAUUCUUAAGUACUUCCUCAAGGUGUUAGAUGUUGCUCCUUACCCAAAACCAAUCUUCUAGCAAAUAAAAACAAUUUAGAGCAUUACUUAUUUAAAGAAUUUAUGACUUGUACAAAACCUUGUAAUCCAGUACCUUCAGGUUUUAUUUUCGUAUGUAUAUCACAUACAGUAGAUUGGUUUCCUGAAUAAUUAUGAUUCCAACUGGAUAGUCUUUGGCAUGAUGAUAAUAAAAACAAAAAGUAGAAGAAAACAAAAGCAUUAGCUUUAGACUGGCGCUGUGCCCUCCACCACUAUAUGCCAAAAAUUGCUUCUCUAGUGCCAUCUUGAUAUUAUAUCUAGCUAUAAAUAAUACAUGACUAUUGUUUUCUAUUGAAUGGCAAAGACUUAUUUAGUCUUUACACCUCUGUAAAGUAGUAGUUUUGUCCAUGAUCUAUUUAACUUGGCCCAGCUAAGCCGUCAACCCAGACAACUCAGCCCUUUCAUGUAGAUUUUUGGGCAAGAGCAAUCUGCCUGAACUGCCUUGUCCGAUCAAAUUAAAUAAAUAGUUGCCAGAUCUCUACUUUUAUCCUGCAUGGGUUAACAUAUCUGUAAAUGCAUGAAUUUGGAAACCACCCAUCAAAUGUGAACGGCUGACGAGACUGUUUGGACUGAUAAGUAUUUGUUGUUUGAACGCAGGUAUUCAAACUAGGGAAGAAGGGGCAAUGGUUGUUACCAGUAAUCCAGCAAUCUCUGGUAGUUAUUUUUGUCUUUGUUAUUUUAACCCGGAUCGUGAGUGUAUUGGGUAUGAAGAAAUAAUGAAAGAAAGCCGAUCCUCACACUGGA